AUGUCGACCUUUACCCACCAGGAACUCAACCUGCCCGUCACCUUGCCCGAUGGCCUCACGGAAAAGGACAUAUUGGGCUUCAAGCCCUUCAACACCCCUAUACUCACUCUCAUCAUUCCAGGACUGGCUCUCCACCCUCACCAAAUCCCUCGCCCUCCAAAAUCCAACCCCAACCACCCCUUCCACGCGGAGCCCUACUCCCUCCAAUCCAUCACCAUCCAGUCCUUUGACCGCUUCGGCAAAGACCGCCUCGGCUUCGUCAAACUCACCGCCGCCAUCGCCAACGCCGCCGGCGAAAAGUUCCCCGGCGCCGUCUUUCUCCGCGGGCCCAGCGUCGCCAUGCUCGUCCUCCUCCGCCCCGACGACGCCGGGCCCGACGAGCGCUACGCCGUGCUGACCGUCCAGCCCCGCAUCGCCGCCGGCGCCCUCGCCAUGGUGGAACUACCCGCCGGCAUGGUCGACGACGGCUCCUUUAUCGGCGCCGCUGCCAAGGAGAUCCAGGAGGAGCUCGGCCUCGAGAUCCGCGAGGACGAGUUGACGUCCCUGAGCGACCUCGCUCGGCCCACCGACGGCGCGGACGGCGAAGGUGAGAACUUGCCGGUGGCUGUGUACCCUUCGCCCGGCGCGUGCGACGAGCGCAUCGGCAUCUACGUGCACGAGAAGACGGUGCCCCGCGACCAGCUCAAGGAGUGGAGCGGCAAGCUGACGGGGCUGAGGGACGAGGGCGAAAAAAUCACCCUGAAGCUCGUGCCCCUCAAGGACCUCUGGCGGGAAGCGUCGAGGGAUGCCAAGGCCCUGUCUGCGGUGGCUCUGUGGGAGGGACUGCGGCGAGAGGGAAAACUAUGA
Parascedosporium putredinis is the source of this 846-nucleotide messenger RNA. Lineage: Eukaryota; Fungi; Ascomycota; Sordariomycetes; Microascales; Microascaceae. The record is from the annotation of a GenBank genome assembly.